AUGGCCGAAAGCGAGAAGCUGGCAGUGUUCCUGGGAAGAGCAGCCAACAUCUACCCCCUGUCCUUCCUGCUCAACCUGGGACGCAGGAACAAGAUCAGCUCCAACUUCCAACACAUGAUGAUGUUUGCUGGUCUGCGCGGGGCGAUGACCUUUGCCCUUUCCAUCCGGGACACGGCUACGUACGCCCGUCAGAUGAUGUUCACCACCACCCUCCUCAUCGUCUUCUUCACUGUGUGGGUCUGUGGAGGGGGAACCACUCAGAUGCUCUCCUGCCAGCACAUACGUGUUGGAGUCGAUUCGGACGCAGAUAACACAAUGAGRAUUACAGAGGGAUCAGAGCGGCGGAGCACCAAACACGAGAGUGCCUGGCUCUUCAGGAUCUGGUACAACUUUGACCACAACUACCUGAAGCCCAUCCUGACCCACAGCGGCCCCCCACUCACCGUCACCAUGCCUGCCUGCUGUGGACCACUGGCCAGAUGUCUCACCAGCCCACAGGCCUAUGAGAACGAGUGCCAGCUGAAGGACGACGACUCGGACCUCAUCCUGACAGACGGGGACAUCAGCCUGACCUACGGUGACAUCACUGUGAGCACGGACGCCAGCGGCGCCCACACCAGUGCCGGGCCCGCGGGCACCACCUCCGCCGUCAUCUCCGCUGACGACCUGGACCGCGAGCUGACGUACGGGGACCACGAGCUGGUGAUGAGGGGUACUCGUCUUGUCCUGCCCAUGGACGACUCCGAGCCCCCGCUCGCCGACCCACGACACCGCAUGCGGAUGUGAGGCGAAAGAGAGGCCAGCUUGGCCAGAUGACCAAUUCACUCUACGUCCUGCUCCCCGCAGGAAUUAGAUCAACUAAGAUCAGCAAGAGACUGGUCUCUCUUUCUGCUCUCUCUCUC
Molecule: messenger RNA, 902 nt
Organism: Salvelinus sp. IW2-2015
Lineage: Eukaryota; Metazoa; Chordata; Actinopteri; Salmoniformes; Salmonidae
Product: sodium/hydrogen exchanger 6-like
Biological process (GO): regulation of intracellular pH; sodium ion import across plasma membrane; proton transmembrane transport
Cellular component (GO): plasma membrane; recycling endosome
Molecular function (GO): potassium:proton antiporter activity; sodium:proton antiporter activity
Source: RefSeq, a predicted model, not a curated record